UAAAUUAUUGUUAUUAUUAUUAUUAUUAUUAUUAUUAAAAUAAUCAUCCUGCCUCAGAAGAAAGGAAGGUUUUUGGCAACUCUGGUUAAAAAAAAAAAAAAAAAAGAAAGACAACUUUUCAUCAAUGGCCUCUUUUGGAUAUUUCCUGUUUCUUUGUGGGUUGAGUCAGGCUCUGUCAAGUUACCCAAUCUGGUGGUCCUUGGCAAUUGGUCACCAGUAUUCCUCCCUGGGGACUCAGCCCAUCCUCUGCGGGAGCAUCCCAGGCCUGGUGCCCAAGCAGCUGCGCUUCUGUCGGAACUACUUGGAGAUCAUGCCCAGCGUGGCAGAAGGUGUAAAGAUUGGGAUCCAGGAAUGCCAACACCAGUUUCGAGGGAGGAGGUGGAACUGCACGACUGUCAAUGACAGCUUAGCCAUCUUUGGGCCCGUGCUGGAUAAAGCCACCAGGGAGUCAGCCUUUGUCCACGCCAUCGCCUCUGCCGGGGUGGCUUUCGCCGUGACCCGCUCCUGCGCCGAGGGCUCGGCCAACAACUGCGGGUGUGACACGCGCCACAAGGGCUCUCCUGGGGAGGGCUGGAAGUGGGGGGGCUGCAGCGAGGACGUGGAGUUCGGGACCACGGUGUCCCGGGAGUUCGCGGAUGCCCGGGAGAACAGGCCCGACGCUCGCUCAGCCAUGAACAGGCACAACAACGAAGCUGGAAGGACCUCUAUCAUUGAGCUCAUGCACCUCAAGUGCAAGUGCCACGGGCUCUCGGGCAGCUGCGAAGUGAAGACCUGCUGGUGGUCCCAGCCAGACUUCAGGGUCAUCGGCGACUACCUCAAGGACAAGUACGACAGCGCCUCAGAAAUGGUGGUGGAGAAACACCGGGAAUCCCGCGGCUGGGUCGAGACCCUCCGGCCCAAAUACAACUUCUUCAAGGCCCCAACUGAGAAGGACCUGGUUUACUACGAGAACUCACCAAACUUUUGUGAGCCCAACCCUGAGACAGGCUCCUUUGGGACCCGCGACAGGAUCUGCAACGUCACCUCCCACGGGAUUGACGGUUGCGACCUUUUGUGCUGCGGCCGCGGGCACAACACGAGGACUGAGAAACGGAAAGAGAAAUGUCACUGUAUCUUCCACUGGUGCUGCUACGUCCGCUGCCAGGAGUGCAUACGAGUCUACGACGUCCACACGUGCAAAUAAAGCAGGCAAAACCCUUCGCCGGGCUCCGAGUGGAGAAAUGGAUUUUGAGCCUACUUCCUCUGAGGUUGCAGACGUGAGAGAAGUCUACUUUUUUGAUAUUAAAAGAAUAAAAACUGGACAAAAAAAAAAUAAUAAUUAAAAUUUAAAAGGCUAAAACUGGUUGGAUAGAAUAGGUCUAAUGACUUCUGGGCUAUCCCGAGGUACAUCUGGCAGUCACACAAGUCCUGCCCCAACGCCAAUGCCUCCAGCAGGAGAACAGCUUUUUCCACCAGCCCUCAACACCGAGCUGGAUAAAAGAGCAUUAGCAAAAGCAUGGAUUUGCUUUGCUCUCACCCACCUGAAGUGACUCGUGUGAUUAAGUGUCCUUUGAAAGACUUGCAUCUUCCUAAGCAUCUCCUUUUCCCUCAGCCAGGCAGAGGCUGUGUUGAAGAGCAGCACUGAGCUUUCAGAGAUCUCUCUGCAAACCCAAAUGGCCAGACUGUGUAAUAUGAGCAACAGCAGCAAGAGAAAUAAAAGCAGAUAAAUUAAGGAUUUUUUAAACAAAGAACGUGACUACUUCUUUUGCCUUGGAACCAGGGAAGUCUACAAAUAUCUUAGAGAGCUGGAGAGUGGGCAAGCUCUUGAUGUGAACUUUUUAGCAUAGUAGCUUCUGCCAGAUUUGACAUAGGAUUCUGUGACAUCUUUAGAAAGGGAAGGAGGGAGAAGAGGAGGGAGAGAAAGAGAAGAAACUGCUGAUGACUUCCUGUAAAUGCUCUGUUGUCACAUAGGUGAUGUGCACAGUACAGAAAAGUUCAGUGUCUUGUGUGUGAAGAGGGCUCAGUGUGUGCUUUGAGAAGGACACUGUCCCACAACUGGGAAUGCUGCUCCAGCUCUCCAGCCUGGGACGUGGCUCAGCCAAUGAGUUUUCCUUGGAAAUACACGGUGCAGUGAGUCCCCUGGGGCUGGACACUCACUCCUGAGCUCAGGACAUCCAUCUCUUCAGCACCCCAGGGAAAGGAUGGAAAGGGAGAGCAUUCACCCUUCCCACCUCGUUGGGGAGUUUCGUCGCCAGCAGUGGAAAGUGCACUUAGUUCAUCCACUCUCUGCACCUGAUGCAGGCUUCCUGGGCACUUGGCAACAUCCUGAGCCCACAGGUCUGGUGGGAACAUGGAUCUGAAGGACUCAUUGUCACCCAUUAAUUUACAUGAGGGUGAACCAACCCACCGUCACCACCACACCCCACAAGCUGGAGCAGCCUCAGACUCAAGCCAAACCUUGUUCCACACCCAUUUCCUACAGCCAUUCCCACCUAUAAAAGUGGCACAGAUUAAAAUGGACAAACCCCAGAUUCUGAACCAGCCCAGAGUUUGGAUAAGUUUGGACACAGAGCCAAAUCCCAGCUUUGCAGUGCUGGACCAUCUCUGCUGCUCACACCUGACUCACCAUCUUUGCAUGUUGCUCUGCUUCCAGUUCCAGAUCAGGAUCGCAGUUUACAGAAACAGGUCUCACCUCCUCCAUGGUCAUCAGGACUUCCUUCAGGGUAUCAGGCAGGAGCUCAGCCCAUCACCUUGGCAUUUACAGCACUGUAACCCUGCUUGGCUUGUUCCUGAUCAAUACUGGGAUAAAUGAAGGGUGACCCAAGCAUGGAGUCGCAGCCUGUUUUAGCCCCAGAUGCACUUGCCCUGUGUCCUCUUUGCCUUUCCCCUGCUUUUGGGUUCCUAGCCUGGAAAAAGGACAAUGGAUCAGUGCUUAUUCUGUCUCUUCAGUCCAGGAAGGGAAACAGGGCAUGAGUAAAUUCCUUUUUCAUGGCAAUGUAAUCAUGGCUGUUGGCUGGUUCACUCCUGGAAAUCUUUGUAGAGAAACCAGAGUGCUCCUCUCUGCAUGUCAGCCUUUUCCCAGGAACCAAAGGAGGGAGUACACAGAAGAGGAAGAAGGGAACAAGCAGAGCUUAAUCCCAUCAGAGAGAAAACAGGAGGAAAUGAUGCCUCCGAGGACUGACUCUGAGUCACGGUGUCUCCUGGGACUAUUCCUAGGCUGGUGCAGUUUAUGCAUCACCCAUUUGUCUCAGGGCUGUGCCCAAGGGCACAAGCAAGAUUUGCUUAUUGAUGGAGGCACUUCUA
Cyanistes caeruleus (blue tit) is the source of this 3282-nucleotide messenger RNA. It is a transcript of the gene WNT3A, whose product is annotated as Wnt family member 3A. NCBI's taxonomy places the organism in Eukaryota, Metazoa, Chordata, Aves, Passeriformes, Paridae. The record is from RefSeq and is a predicted model, not a curated record. Gene Ontology annotation, cellular component: extracellular region. Gene Ontology annotation, molecular function: frizzled binding; cytokine activity. Gene Ontology annotation, biological process: cell fate commitment; canonical Wnt signaling pathway; neuron differentiation.